Cloeon dipterum is the source of this 4531-nucleotide messenger RNA. It is a transcript of the gene ClC-a, whose product is annotated as chloride channel protein 2. Lineage: Eukaryota; Metazoa; Arthropoda; Insecta; Ephemeroptera; Baetidae. Gene Ontology annotation, biological process: chloride transport; transmembrane transport. Gene Ontology annotation, cellular component: plasma membrane. The transcript has 20 exons. Gene Ontology annotation, molecular function: voltage-gated chloride channel activity. The coding region runs from base 697 to 3804 and encodes 1035 amino acids. The record is from RefSeq and is a predicted model, not a curated record.
CUUGUCCUUGUCCGUGGGUUGUGCAAAGUUGAAAAAUGCUGCCAGAAACAUACGAGAAAAUCGCUUUUAUAUCUCGGAAUUGUUUGUAAUACCUUAAACAGGUGACGUGAACUCGACAUUAAACGGCAAGAAUGUCACGUCUUUCACCGUUUGCCGAGAUUAUCAAUUUUCUGACCACGUGCUUUGUUUUUUUUCCUGUUGUUAUGAUUGGAGAGCUCGUAGUUGUGAUACGCAUUUUACGAAAGGCCAAUUUGCAGAAAAAAACCUUUCUUCUGAAAAAGGUGAAUGGGAGGUUUUCACGCUCAUCAUCCUUCCUAUUUAUAUUUAAAAAGCAUUUCUCUCACAUCAUUCAAUAUUUUGUACAUUCCUAGUUAGAAGAAUAUAUAGUUCAAGGGAUUUUUUUGCAACGCUUUAAAAACAAUUUGCACCUAAAGCAAAGUGGACAGGAUGGUCCUAAUGGCCUAAUGGAGCCCCGUGAUUACAAAACACGCACGUCCGAGCCUGCGAGCGUGGGUGGUCAUAUGACCAACACACACACACACACACACGACGGCCGCUUGUAUCAUCCUUACGAAUAGAAACAAUAAAAAUCAUAAUACAUAAUCAGCGCGGAGGCAAAGGGAUCGAGGCAGCUGGCUGGCCGUUGUUCGUUCGUUCGUUCAGUCGGUCGGUCGGUCGGUCAGUGAAAAAGCAGCGAUGGCCAAGCUGAGCUCGCUGCUGGCCGAAGAGCUGGACGACGAUCCGCUCAAGGACGCAGAAUGGGACGACUUCGCUCAGCUGCUCGAGGACUUUCGCCUGCAGAAGGCCAGCAAGUUCUCGACCCAGCGGGCGCGCAGGGGCUCCAAGGUGAUGCAGGAACUCGAGUUCAUCGGGCCGAAAGAGCCGCCGGCCGACUACAUCGUCUACCCUUCCGUCUACCCUGGACAAAAUGUGGACGACGAGGACGACGACAUGUAUUUCAUGCCCGCAAACAUGAUGUAUGGCCGGUACACCAAGGAGCUGGGUGAAUUCGCGAAGGAAGAGGCCCGCCGGUUGAAGGCGAUAGAGAAGCGGCGGCGGAAGGAUGACAAGCGGCGCAACAAGGAGCUGCACCGGUACGAUGGACCGUGCAUGUCGCGGAUCCGCUCCGUCGUCGGCUUCAUCUGGCACCAUACGUUCGCUAAGCUCGGCGAGGACUGGGUCUUCCUGGCCCUCCUCGGCAUCAUCAUGGCCUUCGUCAGCUUCAUCAUGGACAUGGGCAUCGGCAUGUGCAACAAAUCACGCAUGUGGCUGUACCGCGACCUUUCUUCGCAUCCCUUGCUGCAGUACGUGGCGUGGAUAAGCCUUCCAGUAUUUUUGAUUCUCUUCUCAGCAGGAUUUGUGCACAUCGUCGCUCCUCAGUCUAUAGGUUCGGGUAUCCCUGAGAUGAAAACCAUCCUGCGCGGCGUGGCGCUGAAGGAGUACCUGACGUUCAGGACCCUGGUGGCCAAAGUGGUCGGCCUAACGGCCACGCUGGGCAGCGGCAUGCCCCUCGGGAAAGAGGGCCCGUUUGUGCAUAUCGCCAGUAUUGUUGCAACCCUACUUUCCAAACUGGUCACAUCAUUUCAAGGUAUCUACGAGAAUGAAUCUCGCAAUUGCGAAAUGCUCGCUGCCGCGUGCGCCGUCGGAGUGGCCAGCUGCUUCGCUGCACCGAUCGGAGGUGUUCUAUUUAGCAUAGAAGUAACAACAGUAUACUUCGCCGUUCGCAACUACUGGCGCGGAUUUUUUGCUGCCGUUUGUGGUGCCACAGUGUUCAGACUACUCGCUGUUUGGUUUCAAAAAGAAGCCACUGUGACCGCAUUUUUUGCCACAAAUUUCAUCUCAGACUUCCCAUUCGACCCCCAAGAACUUUUCGUGUUCGCCUUAAUGGGGGCUGUAUGUGGAUUGGGUGGAGCGUUUUACGUGUGGCUCCACAGGCAGUAUGUGCUUUUCAUGCGCAGAAAUAAAAAGAUGAAUAACUUUUUGCAGAAAAAUCGUUUUCUUUACCCUGGAAUUGUUUCUUUGAUCGUUGCGUCAGUCUCAUUUCCGCCGGGACUGGGACAAUUCAUGGCUGCUGAUCUCUCAACGCACGACCAAGUCUCCGGGCUGUUCACCAACUUCACGUGGACCAAGGAAAACCUGACGGUGGAGGAAAUCGACGUGGUGCGCCACUGGACCACCAACUACACCGACGUCCACUUCAGCCUCGCGUCCUUCACGUUGUUCACGUUUGUGUUUUCCAUUAUUGGGUCGACGAUUCCCGUGCCGUCGGGUAGCUUCAUACCCGUGUUCAAGAUUGGUGCAGCCUUCGGCAGGUGCGUCGGUGAACUGAUGCAUUGGUGGUUUCCGGCGGGGCUGCGUUAUGGCGGUUUGGUCGCACCCAUUAUUCCAGGCGGCUAUGCAACUGUCGGCGCGGCGGCCUUCUCUGGUGCUGUGACUCACACAAUAUCUGUAUCUGUGAUAGUUUUUGAAAUGACUGGCCAAAUAACGCACAUAAUACCCAUUAUGAUUGCUGUGCUGAUCUCGAACGCCAUCGCGUCACUGUUGCAACCAUCGCUUUACGACAGCAUCAUCCUGAUCAAGCGAUUGCCCUACCUGCCCGACCUUUUGUCCUCCAGUUCAGGCAUGUACAACGUCUACGUCGAGGACUUCAUGGUGCGUGAGGUGCGCUACAUUUGGCACGGAAUCACCUUCGGACAGCUCAAGGAUAUCCUCAAGGACAACCGGAACCUCAGGAGCUUCCCGCUGGUCGACAGCCCUGACAACAUGAUCCUGCUGGGUUCGGUGCAGCGAUUGGAGCUGAUCAAGCUGAUUGAGCGGCAGAUCGGCAGGGAGCGGCGGCUGCAAGUGGCGGCCAAGUGGCAGAAAGAGGCACAAGAAAGGGCCAUGGAGGAGCUGGAGAGGCAGAUGCGCGAGGAGGAGGAGAAAAAGCGGCGGCCGUCCAGGUUCGAAGUCACGCCGGCGCCCGACAUCCUCAAGCUGAAGACGCAGUCAACCAACGAGCUGCUUCCACCUAUGGACGGACGAGUAUUUGUGCCGGUGCUGGGAAGUCUGCCGAAGAAGUCGAUCCUAAAGAAGACCAACUCAUUCACAAUGCGUGGCAUCUCGCCGUUCAUGCUGCCGCACGCCAACUCGUACAGCACGGUGACCGGCGCCGAGUCGCGCAUGCGGAUGGCCUUCGAGGCCGUCUUCCGCAAGUCGGCCACCCUGCAGGACGUGGAGCCGGCGUCAGGGUCAACUUCGGCCCUGCCGGACUCGUCCACGGCCGUUGCCAACAACGUCGCACCACCAUCCUUCUCGCCUGGCAGGCUGAUGGUGCAGGACGCGGUCGACUCGCCGUCGGCCUCGAUGGCCACCCUCACGGUGCCCGGUACACCGUCCGCCUUCAAGAAGGUCCAGCUGCCUCGAAUCAGCUGGUUGAACCCGCGUGAGAGAGUAAUUGACAUGUCUCCUGAAGACCAGAAACUGUGGGAGGAGGCAGAACUGCGCAAAGAGGUGGAAUUCGGAAAGUGCGCCAUAGACCCUGCGCCCUUCCAGCUGGUGGAAAGGACGUCCCUGCUGAAGGUGCACUCGCUGUUCAGCAUGCUCGGGGUGAAUCACGCCUAUGUGACUGCCAUUGGACGACUGGUCGGCGUCGUCGCCCUUAAAGAGCUAAGGAAAGCGAUCGAAGACUCAAACGCGGGCAACCUGCCAGCGACGAAGGAGUCGACGCCCCCGGCGGGUCCUGAGGCGGGAUCGUCGGACUCGAUGGAAAAGCAGGAAGAACAGCCGCUCAAUAACGAAACAACCCGUGACAAAGACACUUGAUUUUAAUUCACACGUCACGCACUAUUCGAAUCUGCGGGUGGUAAAAGAAAAAAAGAAAAACGAAAUUCAUGGUCCACUGCCCUGGUCGUUGGAUUAAUUUUCGCGACUUGCUGACCCCCACUCAGCGCUUGGAAGUGAUUUAAACGCAUAACGUGCCAUUUUUCAAUUGCGGAUCAUAUCGCCUGCGACGCGUGUGGCCUGCUGAAAUGAAAAUUCAUGUAUUGACUAGUCAGAUUUGUCAACUGUGUUACAUUAUAUGAAAUAACAAUCACACUUUAUUUACCAUGUAUAUGUAUAAUAGUAGAGAGCAUAUCUCCGAGAGCCAGUCUUCAAGUGCCUGCUGAUGAUACACCAAUAUUCGAGUGCCUUGAAUUUUUUAUAUUUUUGAAAAGGAGAAGUUGUAUAAUUUUGAAAGAGUUUUCUUUCAUUCAGAUCACACGGGGAUUGUUUUAGCUGAUUGUGAGCCGCAAGUACCAGAAGAGUAUGUAGUAUGUUUUAAUUAAUGAAAACAGAGAGUGACGCUGCUAAUUAGUGCGAAUAGAGCUUAUUUCUUAAAACGUUAGAAAAUUAGGAGACGUGAAAGCAUUCCUUUUAACUUUUGCAUACUUAGAAACGAAAAGCGAGAGAGCAUUAAUAAAGAAACCUGUAUUCAAACUGUUUCCCUAUACAACUGUUAGCAGACAUACUUAAAUGAAAUAAAACAAAUCAUAGUAAGUACAUAUACAAA